GAGCUACUGGCCGUCACCAGCUAUCAAACAACUUUGUCACUUGGGCCUAUACAUCACAGCUCGAUUCGAUAUGAUUAGGCCCUAGAUUAAUCACGCAUACCAAACCAGCCCGAUAGCCCGACGCCAUAUCAAACAGCAAAUGGACCAAGUACACCACAGGGCGCUGGAUGCCCUUCAACCCUUCAUUGCACUCGCAGACUCGAGUAGUGCAAACUCACCCCGAUACGUCGCAAAUAUAGUCACAAAUGCAACAGCAAGCCCACACACCUACGUCUUUGCGGAACUCCUCGAACGGCCCGCAGUUCAAGCGCUCCGCUCCCCGGACACCCCCGCCGAGCUCCAAGGGUAUCUGACGCUCCUCGAGAUCUUCGCCUGGGGGACAUGGCAAGACUACCAGAAAACCCCUAAUCUUCCCGCACUCAGCGAUGAACAAGCUCGCAAGCUCCGUCUCCUCACCCUUCUCUCUCUCGCAUCUACAAUAAAACCACUCAAUUACGAAAUCCUCAUGGAGUCUCUCUCCCUCUCAGCCCCGUCCGACCUCGAAUCCCUCGUAACAGCAGCUAUUUAUGCUUCCCUCAUAACUGCCAGACUCUCCCCGGCGACAACCCCACCAACCGUGAACGUAACAUCCGUCGCACCCCUCCGCGACGUCAAGCCCAGUUCCCUACCAACCAUGAUCUCAACCUUAACGGCCUGGGAAUCCCGCUGCGGCACCGUCAUCUCCGACAUCGAAGCCGAAAUUGCCAAAAUCCGAGCUGACUCCGCACAACGCCGCGCAACGGAAAACGCCCGAGUCGUGAUGAUCGAAAAGACUCUUGCAAAAUGGAACGAUGAAUCUGCUGAGACAGGCGGGGCAGGACCCUUCGCUGGUGCGGGAAACCAAGGAGCUAAGAAGUCGGGCUGGAAACCAAAAGAUCUCGGAGCGGCUUUCCGGAGUCGAGACUUCUGGGGCGGUGGGAGCAAUAAGCGCGAGUUUGAUGAUGAUGGAUACUUCGAUGACGGCUCGUUUGAAUUUGAUCCUCAUGGUUCUGGGAUGGAUAUUGACGAGGGCGCAGGGGCUAGAUCGGGUUCUGGUUCUGGUUCUGGAGGAACAAGGCAGUCAAAGCGCUUUCUGGGGAAGAAGUCAUAGCAUGUUGUCGUGAUAGCACACGCACAAAUCUUAGUCAGGUUGCGUUUGCUACAAAUAGAAAGCCAGGAAAUUGCAAAAGGAAUUUUUGUGCAAUUAGUAUUACACUUAAAUACUAAGCCAACUAAAUACCAACGGAUAUAUCCACAACACCAAG
This is a messenger RNA of Aspergillus versicolor CBS 583.65, 1283 nucleotides long. RefSeq lists its product as uncharacterized. The transcript has 2 exons. NCBI's taxonomy places the organism in Eukaryota, Fungi, Ascomycota, Eurotiomycetes, Eurotiales, Aspergillaceae. The record is from RefSeq and is a predicted model, not a curated record. The coding region runs from base 140 to 1129 and encodes 329 amino acids. Gene Ontology annotation, cellular component: COP9 signalosome.